Messenger RNA from Zootermopsis nevadensis, 3266 nucleotides. RefSeq names its product mannosyl-oligosaccharide glucosidase (gene GCS1). The record is from RefSeq and is a predicted model, not a curated record. Gene Ontology annotation, biological process: oligosaccharide metabolic process; protein N-linked glycosylation. Gene Ontology annotation, cellular component: endoplasmic reticulum membrane. NCBI's taxonomy places the organism in Eukaryota, Metazoa, Arthropoda, Insecta, Blattodea, Termopsidae. Gene Ontology annotation, molecular function: Glc3Man9GlcNAc2 oligosaccharide glucosidase activity.
UUAAAUUUUGAUAAAAACCGGCUAAACUGUGGAACUGGGCCUUAUUACAAAACAACAUUGAGUUACAUAAUUUACUGACUGUUGGCCGUCUGCAGUUUUUUUCCACUUGCAUCAUGAUUUAUGUGUAACUUUCGUUGCACGUAACGUUUAGUAAGAGUUACGUCCUAAACAGUGUUUUGUUGCACGAGAUCGGCACAGUGCAAUGUGACUAAACGUUAUUGACAUCUUCCCCGAAUAUUUACGGAAUAGCGAUCUCGGUAUUACAGGAAAGGCUAAGUUCCCUGUGGAGAGAACAGCUUCUCACUGAGGUUUAUUUUGUGUGUUGUAGGUUUUAGGCAUGGCUAGACAACGCAAACCUCUUCCUGUAGAUCACACGAACUCAAGACAUUCAAAGAAGAGUCCGUCAAAGACUCAGGUGAAUGGUGGAAUAUUUUUGUACUGGAGGCAAGGCUUGGUAGUUAUUUGCCUUGUAAUUGCAGGAGUAAUAGGAUACAUGGGGUACUUGGAAACACGUGUCAAUACACCAUUUGACGAACAGAAGAUGGUGAUAAAAUCAGGUCUGGAUGUUCCUGAUCGCUACUGGGGUAGUUAUCGUCCAGGUCUGUACUUUGGAAUGAAGACGAGAGAUCCUUAUUCUCUUGUCACAGGUUUGAUGUGGUACUUCCCACACCAACUGCAUCCAGAUGGAGGCGGAAUAAGACAUUGGUGUGAGGAUGGAGAUAAUCUGGAUCGGUAUGGCUGGAUAGAACAUGAUGGACGAACUUUUGGAGUUCAAGAGAUAGAAGAUGGUCCAUUUAAAAUUACUACAUCUUUCGUGAAGAAACCUGGAGGACGUCGUGGAGGUGACUGGACAGCAAGAAUCAGUGUAACAUCCCAAGGCAGUCAAAUGCGAUAUGAACUCGUAUCGUUUCUUUUAUAUUCAGCCAUUGAAGAAAAGACCAAGGGUUGGAUUAAACCAAGUCGUUUCGGAAAUCAGCUGCUUACUGGUGUAACUGGGGAGACAGAUGGUUUGGGGGCAUUUACUGUGAAGUUUUACAAUCAUUCUGGUCAAGUGGAAGAUGUAUCAUAUCUUAGCACAAUUACUGAGGGCCUUCAUGUGCUGAAAGAGACUGUUAUUACAUCUCUGCGUGUGAUCACAGAUCCCCAGAAAGGUAUUCAGAAACGUAUUAUCUUGCCAGGAGAAUUACUUCCAUCAUCUGGUGCUGAAGGUAAGAGAGCAGAGCCCAACCUUGUGGUCACACAAGUAACGGCCAGAGUGCCGUUUGAACUCGAAAUGGCAUUUGAAUCUGGAAGUUACUUCGACCGACCAGGAAGUCUUAUUGGGGAAGCAUACAGCAGAGAACUGAGCCGGCUUCAGGAUGAUUUCCACCAUAAAUUUGAAGAAAAAUUCAGACUUGAGGCAAAAGGGUACAAGCCUGAUGAAAUUGCAUUUGCAAAAGCGGCAUUCAGUAAUUUGCUUGGUGGUGUGGGUUAUUUCUAUGGAGCAUCAAGGGUUGAGUCAUCAUAUACAAGAGGUCCAGUACCAUACUGGAAAGCACCACUGUAUUCUGCGGUUCCAUCAAGGAGUUUCUUCCCGAGAGGAUUUCUGUGGGAUGAAGGAUUCCAUGGUCUCUUGAUAUCAUCCUGGGAUCUUGAUAUAGAAUUAGACAUCAUCAGUCACUGGUUUGAUCUAAUGAAUGUAGAAGGUUGGAUUCCAAGAGAGCAGAUUUUGGGUCAGGAAGCUCUGAGCAAAGUUCCGGAACAAUUUGUGACACAGAGAAACACUAAUGCAAAUCCACCAACCUUUUUUCUAACUUUACAUUUUAUACUUCAGAACUUUGCAGAUAAAUUGACAGAGAAGGAAGGUCAUUUGGGAACUUUAGAGCGUCUCUAUCCUCGACUUCAAGCGUGGUUUGACUGGUUCAAUGGGACUCAAAUUGGUGACUUGUCUGGAUCAUAUCGGUGGAGAGGGAGAGAUGCUCUCACAAAGAGAGAAUUGAAUCCCGUAACUUUAACGUCAGGUCUUGAUGAUUAUCCACGAGCCUCUCACCCUGACAUGAAUGAACGUCAUGUAGACCUUCGCUGCUGGAUAACACUGGCAGCAUCCACAAUUUCAGAAAUUGCCAGAAUUCUUAAUCGAAAUGGUCAGAAAUAUGGCAACACAUAUGACUACCUAGCAGAUAACAGUCUCUUGAAUGAAUUACACUGGUCUCCCCGCACUCAAUCUUACGCGGACUUCGGGCUGCAUACAGAUGCUGUUGUCCUCAAACACCCUCCACCUCCAAAGUCACCACCAGGGCAUCAAGUUCCUCAAAAUACCGAUAAAAUUCGAGUGGUUUUGAAGGACCCAGAACUGCGCUUCGUUGAUUCCUCCUUUGGUUAUGUUAGUCUCUUCCCCUUUCUUUUACAAAUUCUGGAUCCUGCGUCUCCCAAACUUAACAAGGUAUUAGAUGACUUAAUAAAUCCGGAACUCUUAUGGACAAAUUAUGGCUUACGUUCUCUAGCAAAAACAGCACCACUGUAUAUGAAGAGGAACACAGAGCAUGACCCUCCUUACUGGCGGGGUCCAAUUUGGAUUAACCUCAACUAUAUGGUGGUGAGAGCACUAGAUCAUUACAGCAAAACAGAUAGUCCAUACAGAGAAAAAGCUAAGACUAUCUAUCAAGAACUGAAGCAAAAUUUGAUAAAAAAUAUCAUUAAGGAAUAUAGAAGAACAGGGUACAUUUGGGAGCAAUAUAAUGAUAAAACAGGACAGGGGCAAAGGUCAAGACCAUUCACAGGCUGGUCAUCUUUAGUUGUUUUGAUUAUGGCAGAAAUAUAUUAAUGCAAACAAAGAAUUAUUAACGUAACUCCGUAAUGAACUUAGGAUGGGGUCCAGUGGUUUGCUAUUGUGAACAUUAAAAUCAUUUUCGUCUUGGUUUCAUACGAGGCAAGAAAUUUCUUGAUGAGGAGAGUAUCAUCUUCUCAAGGAGAUUUCUUCUCCAUUGAGUUUUGUAAUAUUGGAAUGGGGUUAGGACGUGUUUGGCUGUUACAAGCAUCGUCUCUUGGUUAAUGUUGUAAUAUCAGAUAGUUUGAUUCUCAUUGAUUACAUGUGAAUUAUUCAGUUUUUCAUAUUUAAUUUCUCACUAUCAAAACUGCUUUUAAUUGUAAACCAUUCCAAAAGUUGAUUGCCUUGUGUUGCACUAAAUAUUAUUAUGGGAACAGUGUUAAUAAAUUUGUAUUGUAGCUUUACACUCUGUUAAUUGUAUAAAUACAGUUUUAAUAUAAAAUGACAAUUACACACAAGA